CCAUUCAAGGUUUCCAAAAACAAGUAAAACCAAUUACACAGCAAGAACCACAAGCAGGUCAAUAACCAAAUAAAAAAAUACCAAAAAUAAAGAUUCUCUAAAAUGAAUGUAAGAUUCAACGUACAGAAAUGCUCCUUCCACAUAAGCCUUGAUAUAUGUGCAUAUAUAUAUAUAUAUGACUCUCAGUAUACUUUGUACAUGUGCCAAGCUUGACUGUCAAAAGACUUGUGUCAUUUACUCUCCUCUCUUUUCAUGUCUCCUUCUCCCCCUCUUACAAUGAAAUCCUUGGACACACUCCACAAUCCCUCGGCGGUUGAGUCCGGUAACGCCGCUGUGAAGAACGUCGACGAUGAUGGUCGAGAGAAGAGAACGGGGACGUUUCUGACGGCGAGUGCGCACAUUAUCACGGCGGUGAUAGGCUCAGGAGUGUUGUCUUUGGCUUGGGCAUUAGCACAGCUUGGUUGGGUGGCUGGAACCAUGAUUUUGGUGAUUUUCGCCAUCAUCACUUACUACACGUCUACUUUGCUCGCCGAUUGCUACAGAGCGCCGGACCCCAUCACCGGAACACGCAACUACACGUACAUGGGCGUCGUUCGAGCUUACCUUGGUGGUAAAAAGGUGCAGCUAUGUGGACUAGCACAGUACGGAAACCUCGUUGGGGUCUCUAUUGGUUACACCAUCACUGCCUCCAUAAGCUUAGUAGCGAUUGGGAGAGCAAAUUGUUUUCAUGACAAGGGACAUGGUGCGAAAUGUACCGCAUCGAAUUAUCCAUACAUGGUGGCAUUUGGCGGCCUCCAGAUUCUUCUAAGUCAGAUUCCUAAUUUUCACAAGCUAUCUUUCCUCUCAAUCAUUGCCGCGGUUAUGUCCUUCUCUUAUGCAUCUAUUGGUAUCGGUCUGGCCAUCGCCAAAGUGGCAAGUGGGAAGGUUGGUAAGACAACACUGACAGGUACGGUGAUAGGAGUGGACGUAUCUGCGUCUGAUAAAGUGUGGAAAGCGUUUCAAGCGGUUGGGGAUAUUGCGUUUUCGUACGCUUACACCACUAUUCUCAUUGAGAUACAGGACACAUUGAGAUCAAGCCCACCAGAGAACAAAGUGAUGAAGAAAGCAAGUCUUAUUGGAGUCUCAACCACAACUGUUUUCUACCUCUUAUGUGGUUGCAUUGGGUAUGCUGCAUUCGGAAACUUAUCCCCUGGUGACUUCCUUACCGACUUUGGGUUUUACGAACCUUUCUGGCUCGUCAUUUUCGCCAAUGUUUGCAUUGCUGUCCAUUUAGUAGGUGCCUAUCAGGUAUAUGUUCAGCCUUUUUUCCAGUUUGUUGAGAGCAAAUGUAACAAAAAGUGGCCUGAAAGCAAUUUCAUCAACAAAGAAUACUCGUUGAAGAUACCAUUGCUCGGAAAAUUUCGUGUCAACUUCUUCAGGCUGGUGUGGAGGACAAACUAUGUGAUUUUGACAACAUUUAUUGCAAUGAUAUUCCCCUUCUUCAACUCCAUCUUGGGUUUGCUUGGGGCACUUGCGUUCUGGCCGUUAACAGUUUAUUUUCCUGUGGCAAUGCACAUUGCUCAGACAAAGGUUAAGAAGUAUUCGGGUAGAUGGUUGGCGCUGAACCUCCUCGUGCUGGUUUGCUUGAUUGUCUCCGCCCUAGCUGCUGUGGGAUCCAUUGUUGGCCUAAUCAAUAAUGUCAAGAAAUACAAGCCUUUCGAGAGUAUAGACUAAGUUACUUAUGCUGAUCUAUUUUAGAUAAGAACUAUAUAUUAUUUCUUUCCAGCAAAGUAUUUUAGCUAAAGAAUAAUGUUGUAAACGUAUUAUGCUAUUAUGUUUUGUUUUAUGAUAAAGAUGAAAACAAAUGCUAAUGGAUCUAUUAGUAAAUCGUAUGAAAAUCGUUAAUUUUUAGGAAUACAAGGGGGAACUAGAAACAUAUGCAUCUGUGACUAUAACACAACAACACAUGACAAUACUAAUAACUUUUUUUUUGAACAACUACAAUACAAAUAAAUAACUAACAACAUAAUAGAACUGGAAUCCACAUGACCACGGAUAGAAACA
Molecule: messenger RNA, 2043 nt
Organism: Brassica rapa (field mustard)
Lineage: Eukaryota; Viridiplantae; Streptophyta; Magnoliopsida; Brassicales; Brassicaceae
Product: amino acid permease 8
Source: RefSeq, a predicted model, not a curated record